AUGAAGUCUCUGCUGUCUGUGUGCUGUGUGCUGUCUCUGCUGGCCCUGUCUGCUGCAGCACCCAGGCACCUGUCCCACUCUAUCCCCGCGACACUGUGCUCCAAGCCCAGGCCUCAAUGCAGCAACAGCUGGAGAAUCAUCAACAAAAGCUGCAGCUCCCAUCGGCUUUGUAGAGCGUUAAAGCAUCUUUUUGUCAGUGAAACAACUCUAAAAACCCACUGUACACUACUUGCCCAGCACCAUACUGUGAACAUACUGGAGCAUUUAGCAGAUCUUCUGACGGGGCCCUCCAUCCACGAUGAGGAUCCCCUGGUGCACCUGCAGCUCCAGCAGCCAGAGGGAGAUCUCUUCUCCUGUGGAUGUGAUGCAACAGAGGAGCAUGCCAGCCAAAGCUCCUCCAAUGACACCCCAGCCCCAGAGAGGGCCAUAUGUCAGCCCUGCAAACCUCCAUCAGCUGUAGACGCUGAAGAAGAGUCAGCUUCCGCCUCGGAGCAUGAAGAGGAGGAGGCAGCUUCUGUGGAGGGGGAUGCUUCCACUGAGGAGAUCACAGGUGAUGGAGAGGAAGAGCAGGAAGAGGCUGCGUCUCAUGAAGAGGUAGAAGAAGAGGAGGAGACGUCUGAGGAGAAGGUUGAGGAUCAAAGUGUGGAAGAGGAGGAAGUAUCUGAGGAGGUUGCAUCGUCUGAAGGGAUUGAGGAGGUAGCUAAGGUUGGAGAAGAAGAGGAAAAAGCAGAGGUGGAUUUAUCCAACGAAGAAGAAGAAGUGAAUGAACCUCAGGAAGAAGUUGAAGAAGCUGAAGCUGCUGCUGAUGAAGAAGCAGUUGAGGAACCAGAAGAUGAAGACACACAGGAGGAAACAGAUGCAGCCGCUGAGGAGGAAAGUGUGGAAGCUUCCAUAGAUGAGGCUGUAGAGGAUGAAGCUGCUGAGGAAGAGGUUGCACUGGAACUAGAAGCAGCUGCAUCCGAACCAGAAGCAGAACCAGUUGAGCUUCUUCAAACAGACUCUGAAUCUGAAGAACCAGAGUCUGAAGCGUUAGCAGAAUCUGAACCAGAACCAGAGGUGACCGCAGAGCCUGAGGCCGAAGUGUUGGCAGAGCCAGAACCAGAAGUCAUUUCGGAGCCUGAACCUGAACCAGAAGAGAUUCCUGAGCCUGAACCAGAGGUGACUGAAGAGCCUGAGAUUGAGGUGGUUGCAGAGCCAGAGAUGAUUUCAGAGCCUGAACCAGAACCAGAGGUGAUUUCUGAGCCUGAACCAGAACCAGAGGUGAUUUCAGAGCCUGAACCAGAACCAGAGGUGAUUUCUGAGCCUGAACCAGAACCAGAGGUGAUUUCAGAGCCUGAACCAGAACCAGAGGUGAUUUCUGAGCCUGAGAUUGAGGUGGUUGCAGAGCCAGAGCCUGAAUUGGAGCUGGAGCCUGUCGUGGAGGAGGUCGCACCUGAAUCUGCAGAGGCUGUCACUGUUGAGGGGGAACCAGCGGAGGAGGCCUCAGAAGUUGCUGUUGAGGAGGCGAUGGUGGAGGAGGCACCUGUUGAGGUAGAGGAGGUGACAGUGGAGGAUGUGUCUUCAGAGGAGCCUGCACCAUUAAAAACCAAAGGCCGGGGUCUGAGGGACCGCACCCACAUCGAGGACAUGCUGCAAUUGGCUACUACUGAACCCUCAAAAGAGUUCUCAGCUGCUAUGAAGAAGCUGCUGAACAUCUACCACACUGCCAUCAAGCCAAUGGAGCAAGCCUACAAGUACAACGAGCUCAGGCAGCAUGAAGUCACAGAUGGCGAGAUCACCUCUAAGCCCAUGGUUUUGUUCCUGGGACCCUGGAGCGUCGGCAAGUCCUCCAUGAUCAACUACCUGCUGGGUCUUCACGGCACCCCACAUGAACUCUACACAGGCGCUGAGCCCACCACCUCAGAGUACACGGUCAUAAUGAACGGGGAGAAGUUUCGGUCCAUAGAGGGCAUCGUCAUGGCAGCAGACAGCUCACGGUCCUUCUCGCCCCUGGAGAAGUUCGGCCAGGGCUUCCUGGAGCGGCUGGUGGGCAUCGAGAUGCCCCACAAGCUGCUGGAGAGGGUCACCUUCGUAGACACGCCCGGCGUCAUUGAAAACCGCAAGCAGCAGGAGAGAGGUUACCCCUACAACGAGGUGUGCCAGUGGUUCAUCGACCGAGCAGACCUGAUCUUCCAGGUGUUCGACCCCACCAAGCUGGACGUGGGCGGGGAGCUGGAGAUGCUCUUCAGGCAGAUGAAGGGCCGCGAGUCCCAGAUCCGCCUCAUCCUCAACAAGGCCGACAGUCUCUCCACCCAGGACCUGAUGAGGGUCUACGGGGCCCUGUUCUGGAGCAUGGCGCCCCUGAUCAACGUCACAGAGCCCCCUCGGGUGUACGUCAGCUCCUUCUGGCCUCAGGACUACGCUGCAGACACCAGCCGGGAGCUGUUCGUGAAGGAGGAGACCUCUCUGCUGGAGGACCUCAACCAGGUGAUUGAGAAUCAAAUGGAGAACAAGAUCGCGUUCAUCCGCCAGCAUGGCAUCCGUGUGCGCAUCCACGCCCUGCUGGUGGACCGUUACCUCCAGACCUACAACGACAAGCUGGGCUGGUUUAGCGACCCCUACGAGGUGUUCCAAGACAUCGUCAACGACCCGGACAAGUACUACAUCUUCAAAUCCAUUCUGGCCAAAACCAACAUCAGCAAGUUCGACCUGCCCCACAAGGAGGCCUACCAGGACUUCUUUGGCGUGAACCCGGUCUCCAGCUUCAAGCAGCUCUCCUCCCACUGCAGCUGGACCGGCGGUUGUCUGCUGGAGAAGAUAGAGAGGGCCAUCUCCUACGAGCUCCCGGCUCUGCUCAGCAGCGUGGGGAAGGCCCCAGACACGCCUGCACCGGCGAAGGCUGCACCUUCACCUCCGCCUCCGCUCCCUGGCACCUGUGAGGGUCCGGGGUGUGAGGAGAAACCCAAGAAUCGCUGGAGGAGGCAGUGAGGCGGAGGCGAAGGGGUGCAGGAGGAGGAACAGAGGAGGCAGAUGGAGACAGCAGCCAGAGGGUUUCCUGAAAUAAAUACUCAUUGCUGUGAUUUUCAGAACUGGGUAUGGAGAGACUGAGCAUGGAGAGGAAAGAGAGUGGAACAUGUGCAAAGAUGUACCAAGCAGACCUGGGUUAGUUUUACAACAAUUCUCUGGUACACAUUGUCCUACAUGACACCCUUCUGGUAUGUAGGUGGGUCAAAACAAAGUGUUUGUUUUUUUACUAUGGUUUAGUAGGGGAAGAAAAUGUAGAAAAAGAGGCUUGAAGUCAACUUUCCAUCUGAAGCCAGUGUUGUCUGCAAGAAAUACAACAGGCAAAAUCCAAGACCAUGUUAAUGAAAUCUGAGACUGAAUGUUUUUAAGUUUGUACAUUAUUUAUUCAAGUUUUCUGCUUCAGAGAAAGAUGCUGGCAGCGAUUGUACUCCUCCAGUGUAGUGUAGUUACACAAUAAUUGCUGCCACUAUUUGGUCUUCUGUGUUGUUUGCAAAGUCUGAAGAUUGAGAUUCAAACUGCUGUGCUGUGUUUUUACAGUAAAAACCAGUGUAUGUCGUCAUUAUUGUGUCACGAAGCUAUUUUUUUUUUAAUGGUGGCACAACCAAAUAGAAAGAAGGAUUUUUCUUGUAGUGUUUUAUUAAGCAGGGAUUCAACCAUGUUUAGUCACUGUACUGCACUGCUUGAUACUGCACUGUCUUCUCUUCUCUGUUGUACUAUACUACAUAUAUAACAGAAGCACAUUUUAUUCAAAAUAUCUCAGUGCUGCACUGGGACUGAAUUGACCGAGUACAAAAACACAAUUUAGGCGUAGCUUUCUGUUCAUGUCAGCUUGUAUUUAAUGCCACCGCGGCCUCUCAGCCCUCUGAACUGUUGCUAGUCUUACCUCAAAGCAGCUGCA
Anoplopoma fimbria (sablefish) is the source of this 3901-nucleotide messenger RNA. Its product is annotated as titin-like. Lineage: Eukaryota; Metazoa; Chordata; Actinopteri; Perciformes; Anoplopomatidae. The transcript has 11 exons. Bases 1 to 2967 code for a protein of 988 amino acids. The record is from RefSeq and is a predicted model, not a curated record. Gene Ontology annotation, molecular function: GTP binding.